Helobdella robusta is the source of this 876-nucleotide messenger RNA. RefSeq lists its product as hypothetical. The coding region runs from base 1 to 876 and encodes 291 amino acids. The record is from RefSeq and is a predicted model, not a curated record. The transcript has 5 exons. NCBI's taxonomy places the organism in Eukaryota, Metazoa, Annelida, Clitellata, Rhynchobdellida, Glossiphoniidae.
AUGACCAAGAACAUUCCACAACUCCCCAUCAUCAUCAUCAUCGUCCUUUUCUUCAUCACCACAUUACCAUCCUUCUUAGUCAACGCUCAAUUGUCGCCGGCAGUAUGUCGCAUAUCCUGGAUCCUUACAAGCAACACCUACUCCACCGGAGGCUCGCUGGAUUCUUCCUCAACGACAGUGGACCAGUGCCUCAACAACUGCCUAGUUGACCAGUACUGCAAGGGAGUUCAAACCAGGACCACGAUCUCCAGCCCGGUCCAGUGUGUCAGGUUUUACACCGAACAGUUUGGUGUGAACUCUGCUCUGCUGGUUGGCUACGACCAGUACCUGCUGCAGUCCAGAUGUACUAAUACAACUGGAUGUUCAGUGAGGUGGGAAUUCUGGACGGAUACGAAAUCCUUUACCCUGGGAAUCCGAUACCAAUACAUCACGGACGUGCCCACGUGCCUGGUCACGUGUCUCCUGACCGCGAACUGCAUAGGGAUUGAUUUCAAGAAGUUCUCAACGCCCAACGAGUGCUACCUACAUGUGGGAGACAGCAUGCAGAAGAACUUGUUCACACAGGAAUACGACCAAUAUGUUCUGAUGGAUCGAUGUGUCAACGUCAACCAGUACGACAGAUGCUGGACCGAAAGGAGAAACUCCCAAUACGUAGGUCUUCAACUCCAGUCCACACUUACAACGCUGGCCUCUUGUAAGGAUUACUGUGCUAGAUUACCAUCAUGCGUCUUAAUCGACAUGGACUAUAACAGCAGCCCACCUACCUGCUGGAUUCAGAUGGUCGGAGGGAUCAACGACAUCAUCUCCAGCAACUUGAUUCCAGCCCAAAAUAUCAUCAACUAUAUACUGAAUAGGAACUGUUUAACUGCAUGCUAG